UCCGUCCCCUUCCGGCCUUGUGGGGCUCGUUCGGCGUCACGAUCGGGUCUUUUCCCCCAACUGGGCUACCGAGCAAGCCGUGGAAUCCGGCGCUAUGACCACCUUGGGCCUUGCGGGACGGCUCAACCGUGUUCCGGCCAGAGCCUGGAGAACCGCAAGAUCACCCCUUUUGUGGCAUUCUUUGAGGAAAACGAGUUCUCUAGGAGGAAAGUCUGAACCUGCCAAACAAUCCCUUAAGAAGCCAAAGUUACCAGAAGGUCGUUUUGAUGUACCAGAAGGUUCCCAUUUAGAGAAAGAACCACUGGAAAAAUUUCCUGAUGAUGUUAAUCCUGUUACCAAAGAAAAGGGUGGACCCAGGGGCCCAGAGCCCACUCGAUAUGGAGAUUGGGAACGUAAAGGACGUUGUAUUGACUUUUAAGACACGUAUAAUUUUUCUGAAUAUGUACUUCUGAAUUAACUUAUUUUUUAUUAUUUUAUUUCUUACAUAGUUUAAGGCAUCUGAUUUCUAUAAUGUGUUUAAAAAUAUAUAUGAUGGCUUUGGAAGAAAAUGCGCUACUAUAAAUUGGGAAAGAAAAUAUUUCUACAUUAGCACAUAUGACUUUAAAUCUGUUGAGGUAUGGAAGUGAUUAUAGAGCUGCAAACUUUUACUUCAGCAUUUUUCAGUUUAAAUUAGUUACUUGUAAAAUGAAAAUAAAAUAAUUUUUUAAAUUCCAUUACCAUGUGCUAGGUAACAGUGACUUUUUAAAUGUGAGUUAAAUAAUGCAUUAUACUUUGAGUAGGCCACAGUAACUACAGAAAAUCUUUUGACAAGGAGCUGGAUUACUUGCUUCAAAACCUGGCUCCACUUCUUACUAGCCAUGUGACCUUGUUACUUACUUUCUGUAUGCAUUGGUAUCCUUAUGUGUAAAUUGGAAAUAAUGAUAGUUCCACUUCAUAGGGUGGUUUGAGGGAGAAUUAAAUAAGUAAAUAUGUAGUCCACUUGGGGCAGUGUAUAACACAUACCUCUCAUUAAAUGUUAGCUAUUCUUAAAUCAUAAAUAUAUUUUUCCAGGUAUUUAGACUAUCUGGGGAGGAAAAUUAAGAAACAGUAAUUUGAAAUACUUCAGUUGGAAUUGUUUUAUAUGUAUGCAACACUUAAAAAUCAUUAGUUGAAAAAUAGUGAUUAUUUGCUUGGGUGAACUGAGAUCAAAUAUGUUAAGUUUGUAAAACAUAAAAUUCAGGUACAGAGGGCAAAUAUGAGAAAAGCAGAAAAUAGAAUCUGCCAAUCUAGUCAGAUUUGAUGACUCAAAAGCUCCUAUGCUCUGGCCUUGAUAACUAGGUCAGGAAAAGUCAAGUCCAGUUUACAGAUCUGGAAUGAGGGAAGGUCAGGAAUUGCUGGGUUCCCUUAGGUUUCCUUUGUUACAGGUCCUUGGCCUCAUGUGGAUAGAGAUUGGGCCUUCAGUUCCAGGCUACUCUUGAAUUACCUAGGACGAAAGGGUUAGCAGACCCUAUGGAAAGCAGGAUGCCAUGGGCUGAUAAUUUUGUGAUAUUAUUUGAGGAGAUUGUAAGGAGACCUAGUUAAGAAAAUAAAUUUUUUAAAAAGUAUAUUCUACCCAGAAACAUACUAAUAGUGUGCAAAUAAGGACUAGUCAUUUGGCCUUUAUAUCAGUUGUCUCUCAGUCAGUGUUUGUUCUGAUUGCAGUUACUGUGUAUGUUGUGAAGUAAUAACCACAUUACUUUUAAAAUAUGCUAUAAUUUAAUCAGCCUCCAAUUAGCCCAGAUUAGUGAAGGUUUUUAUUAGGUUAAUUCAAAAAUAGUACUUCAAAUUAUUUUGUAUUGUAUAGUCUUGCUUGUGUUUUAUUAUAGUCAUCAUUAUAUGUGAUAGAGAAAAGACAAUUUAUAUACCAAGAGCUGAUAUAACAACCAAAGAGUUGUAUGAAGAUAAUAGAAUCUUUAAUCUCUGUUAACAGUAAUGUAUUUCAUGACAGUUACCGAAAUAUUUAUGGUCUUUAUUUCCAUCAGACAUUAACGAAAAAACUUGAGAACUCUCAAUUUGGAACAUGAGAUAAUGUGAGCUUCAUGGAAAUCUGUUGCUCACAUCUCCUCCUUCAGAAAGAAAAAUUGACUGAGAACCCCAGCUGCUGCCCUUUGGCAUCCACUACUAUGUUCUUAUUGAGGUCCCCACCAGUGACUGAGCAUAUAGAUGCUAUUAAUGCCAGCCCUUUCCUGUGAUGGGUGAAUUUGGUUCAACAACUCCCCAUAGGCCUGCUCAAAAUUUUUUUAGGACUGUGCUGCAAUCCAAGACUUCCUACCCAAUUCUCAUUUUCUUUCCUCUCCUUCACCAUUGUCAGAUCCUACCUGCUCCUCCUUUUUAUCAUUCACAGAUAUCUCCCCCAAUACAUCUCUUUUACUUUUAAUCCAGUCUUGGCAUCUGUUUCUUAAAGAAUCCAAAAUAACAUGGAUGAUUUUUUUUUACAUUUUUUAUUAUGAAAUAUAAUGUUAUAUAUUUCAUAUUAUUUCAAAUAUAUAUAUGUUAACAUAUACUGAAAAGUGAUAACUUUCAAGUACAAUUUAACUAGUCGGAGAGUAAAUUUCAAAGGAUGUUAUGGGUUACAGUUAAUAUGGAUGAUUUUUAAAACACACUUAUAAGCAGGUUUUCAGAAAAUGUCACUGGCUUUUUGCAGUAUAAUCAUAGUUUAAAUAAUUUUACAUUGCUUGGUGUUAUGGAUUGACUUGUGACCCCCAAAAAGAUAUGCUGAAUUUGUAAUCUCCAGUACCUCAAAAUGUGACCUUAUUUGGAAAUAAAGUCAUUAUGCAUAGAAUUGGGCAAGUUAAAAUGAGGUCAUACUGGAGUAGGAUGUCUCUUAAUCCAGUAUGACUAGUGUCCUUAUAAGAACAGAAAAUUUGGACAGAGAAGGGACAGCCAUAUAACAGAGGCAGAGAUUGAAUUAUUCCACAAGCCGGAGAUCACCAUGGAUUGCUGGCAAACCAACACCAGAAUUCUAUAGACUUCAGAGGAAGUGUGGCCCUGCCAACACCUUGAUUUUGGACUUCUAGCCUGCAGAACUGGGAGACAAUAAAAUUCUGUUAUUUUGAGCCACACAGUUAAUCAUACUUGGUUUCAGCAGCCCUAGCAAACUAAGACUCGGAGGGAAUUCUGGGAAAUAAGUUGACCUUUUAUAUGUAAGACUCAUACCAUGAAACCUUGUACAUAGUAGGGAUUUUGGUUGAAUUGAAUUAUGUCCAGCAUUUUCUCUUUCUUUGAUGUCAGUUGCUAUGACCUACUAUCAGUCAAAAUAUAAUUUUAACUAUUGAACUUUUAAGAACAAAUUUAAAAGCCAUAUUCUGGUAUCUAAUAACAAAUAUUAGUUGGAUGGCUAGAGUAGUUUCCAGUGAGCAAGUUUUGUAAUAGCAGUUAAUGAUGUGUCAGCAAUUUUAAUAAUUUCAGAAGAGUACUUUUUUUAAGUACAGCAUAAGAAUGGCAGGGGGUAAUUAACCAAUGUUGAUUGAUCAAUUAGGAAGGAAAGUAAAAUGAAGGUAUAUGUAUCAAAGUGCCUGGAAAGUUCAUUCAUUCAGCUGAUUCACUUAAUCAAUGUCAGUUGCCCACUUUGUGCCAGAUACUAUGCUAGGCUCUUCAGAUUUGAUGAUGAAUGAAACAGAGCCCCUCCCAUCCUGGCAUAAAGUCUGGUGGGUUUGAUUUGCAUUUAAGAACAGUUCCAGAAGGCAGCUGAGGACUAAAUGCAUUACAGGUACUUCACCCCAAACAAACCAAAGGGAAUUUCAUAACUUUGGUGAGACUAUUCCACUUCUGGAGCUUUUGGUACUAAAUGACUCUUCAAAUACCUGAAUUUUCACCUCUUUAAAUCAAAACUGACUCUGUGGAAUAUUUAUUAAUUAAGUAUUCAUUCCAUGAUCAAACAUGUUCUGAUUUUGCUGUAAUCCUCCCUGGACAUUGAUCAAGAAGAUAUGGAGUAAGCAGAGUGAUAUAAUUAAGAUUCCUGGACAUACAAGUAGCCCUGAGAAGAGUAUUUUUUGGUGGGCAUCUAUCUCUGCACAAUACUGGAACUAAAGCUGCCCCACCUUCACUAAGCUUGGAAUGUUUGACCUGAAUGAAUUAUAAAGAUUAUUGUACUAUCCAUGAAUGUGAGGCUGUGUUCUUGUGAAUAUUGAUAAAUAUUUAUGAUUAAUAAAUACUUAAUAGCAGUUGUG
Molecule: messenger RNA, 4187 nt
Organism: Choloepus didactylus (southern two-toed sloth)
Lineage: Eukaryota; Metazoa; Chordata; Mammalia; Pilosa; Megalonychidae
Gene: SDHAF4
Product: succinate dehydrogenase complex assembly factor 4
Exons: 3
Coding region: 95-418 (107 amino acids)
Biological process (GO): mitochondrial respiratory chain complex II assembly
Cellular component (GO): mitochondrion
Source: RefSeq, a predicted model, not a curated record